AUGGAGACCAUUGAAGAAGGACCCGUGACUCUAGCCGAGAAAUGGGAGGCCAAUCGCCAUAUCCGAAACCGGAUCCGAUCCAAGGGUAUGCUCGUUGUGUGGCCUAAACCUGAGCUCGUUGGAAAGCCGACCAUGGCUUCCAUAUCCUUGAACAUCCACGCCCUUCGUAUUUUGGCAGAGGAUUGGUGCCCCAAGCAAUCUGGGCCUAAGAGUCCUAGUGUUCAUGCAGUGAGGAAGGAGGUCGCAGCUCUACGUGCAAUCUUUCAGCUUCCAAACGACCCUGCAAUUCUCCAUGCAGAUGCCUGGGGGUUGAAGAAGUUGUUCAGCUACGGGGAUGCUGCCGUGAACCCCUUCUAUGAAGUGAUCUAUUCCUUUUGGAGUGUGAGGUUGAAGCCAGAACAUGCCAUUGAGAUCUUCGUUGUGGACAGCGGUGACGAGGAGAGUGAUUUCAGUGCUUUCAUGACUGUGAAGUCGGAUCCUUAUGGCAUGGCCAGUCCUGGGAAAAACUCAAAGGUGAAGAGCCAGCUGAAAGUGGAAGAUGCCUCGCUCAACCAUGAUGAUAGCGACUGCCAACUGGUCAUGAUGGAGUGUCUUCUUGCCAAGAGGGCUGCUGCCAAAGCUGUGGGCGAUACUGCCGACACACAGCCGCUGGAUGCAGUGUCUUUCAAAGCUUUGGCGGAGUCAUACCAGCCACCAGCACUGCCACCUGUCAAGCGCUUUGAGGAGACUGACGACCAUGUGCUGCAACGCUCCUUGCAGACAGAGUUUGGGCGGGCUGAUGCAGCAGGCGAAGCUGAGCCUUUGCAAGGUGGCCAUAUGUCAGUUGCAGGGCGGAUCAUUGCUGGCCAGCCGCCGGUGGAAUGUGAGCAACUUGAUGAGAAGCCAUCCAUGGACAUUGCGGAGAGCUUGCCUGCGCCUGGCUCUGACCUUGAGGAUCCGUAUGACUUCUUCAACAAGGAUUCCGGACAUGCUAGUAGUGAGGAUUUGGAGAGCUCUGCUUCUGUUCAGGGCAAUGCCGAGGCUGAAGUUCUUUCAAUGUCAGCAGAGCCUGUGAUUGGAAAUGAAGUCUUUGAUCCACUUGCCCAUUCCCAGCCGGGUUCUACUGCCAUUGUGGAUGAUGAACCAUUGGCACCUUCUGCCAUUGCUGAGGGCGAAGAACGUCAUUCCGGUGCCCCACUCGAAGCCAUUGCUGCUGACUCUGAUGAUGCAAUGCCUUGUGCUGAGGUCCCUGACCCGUGUGAAGAACAGGAAGAAGCUUCAGUUUGUGCCAAGCAAGCCAGCUCUGGCCAUGCUGGUGCGCCUUCCGCUGUCACUGAGUCUGAGGCUCCAAGCUCUUCAAAGGCUGAAGAGAGUGGUCAGUUUGGAGCAGAAGAUGGUGAAGACCUUCCAGAACCCGAGCCAGUGAGCAGGAAAAGCCAAUUCGAGUUGAAGAAGGAGGUAAAACCCAAGGCGAAAGCCAAGGCAAAGGCUAAGUCCAAAGCCAAGGCUCAGGCCAAGAGGGCAUGUGCCAAGCGUCGUGGUCGACCAGGUCGAGGGCAUGCGUGUGAGAAGGCGGAUGCUGAGAUGGUCAACCUGUGCUCUGAUGCUGAGGAUUUGGAGAUCAAGGCCGAGGAGACCGAGGAGCAGGAGGAACAGCCCAAGGCCCCAAAGCCCAAGCGUCAGGCGAAGCGAAAGGCGGAGGCGCUUCCAGCGGUGGCAGAGGAGGACAUGGAUGAUGACAAAGUUGUUUGGGGACCUGUUUCAACACAAGGUAUAGAAGACUUUGAAAAACAUUGGACGGCCCAGGACCAGAACAUCAAGAAGCAGUCCACGGUUGACGCGGAGGACAGGGACAAGCGUGGUGGCAUUGAGGAGCAAUGUCAACAGCAAGAGCCAACUGGUGCUGAUGCUGCGCCUCGGAACGCCUUGAAGAGCUUUGCGCGCCGCCCGUGCCCCAAAACAUCGCCAGCAAAGGAGAGAUGGCUUGCUGUUCGGGACGUGUUUGAGAGCGCUAUCAAGCCAAUUCUCGAGGAGGUGGGUUUCAAGACUUCUCCUGUAGAGGCAAGGUUUUGA
Messenger RNA from Durusdinium trenchii, 2052 nucleotides. The record is from the annotation of a GenBank genome assembly. NCBI's taxonomy places the organism in Eukaryota, Dinophyceae, Suessiales, Symbiodiniaceae.